Cryphonectria parasitica EP155 is the source of this 606-nucleotide messenger RNA. Its product is annotated as regulated by circadian rhythms/ hyphal growth. The transcript has 3 exons. The record is from RefSeq and is a predicted model, not a curated record. The coding region runs from base 1 to 606 and encodes 201 amino acids. NCBI's taxonomy places the organism in Eukaryota, Fungi, Ascomycota, Sordariomycetes, Diaporthales, Cryphonectriaceae.
AUGUCGUCGAGACGAACACCUAGGGGAGAGUACAUCGAGACGGACACAGGCAACAAGGUCGCUCGAAAGGCGACUCUGGUCGGCACGCAGAACAUCAUGCUCGGCGGAAAGACGGUCAUUAUGCAGGAUGCCAUGAUCAGAGGCGACCUCGCCCGUACCGCCCUCACCGCCAGCUCCAGCUCCGGCUCUGGUGCGGCCCCGGCCAACAACACCGCCAUCGCCAUCGGCCGCUACUGUUUCCUCAGCAAGGGCUGCUGUCUGCGCCCUCCUGGCCGCAUGUACAAGGGCGUCUUCACCUAUAUGCCCCUCCGCAUGGGCGACCACGUCUUUGUCGGCGAGGGUACCGUCGUCCAGGCCGCGACUAUCGGCUCCCACGUCUACAUCGGUAAUAAUACUGUUAUCGACGAGUUUGCCAUCGUUAAGGACUACGUCCGCAUCCUCGACGGCACCGUCGUCCCGCCCAACAUGGUCAUCCCCAGCUUCACCAUCGUCGCUGGCCAGCCCGCCCGCGUCGUCGGCGAGAUCCCAGAAGGUGAUCACGACCAGUUUGAGCUCAGGGAGCUCUACAAGACUGUCGGGAACAACCCUCAGCCCUUGCAUGUAUGA